GCCCAACAUUUAGUUGCAGAGAUUCUGCCGAACACACAGGCGCUGUGCAGUGCAGAGAAAGUAAUAGUAUUAAUUAAAAUUAUUGAACAAACCGCGGCCGGCGAAUAAAUUAUAAUAAUUGGCAGUGCGAGCGAUAAAUUAAACAGCCAAAAAAUGCCGAACAUUGUCGCACUAAAGCUGGGCGCCAGCUAUUCGCUGAUGGCGGGUCACAAGGACGAGGGCAAUAUCCUUGCGUUGGACCAAUUGGCGUUGCAGCAGCAAAUCAGUGCGAAUUUCCUCUUCCACGCGUUCUCGAACUACAAGAAAACGCCAUCCGAGCGAAAAACGCUGGACUUCAUUGCCAAAAAAUGGCUGCACAUCCAGAUGCUGUGGCGCGAGUUUCGGCUGAGGGAUAAGCAAAUACGGCGGCGAGGCCACAAGGAUGCGCGCUUUCUGGAGCACGGCUACUUCCAGCAGGAGCUCUUCGAGCUGGUCCACGAAAAGUAUAUGGUUGUCCGUGGAUUCCUGAGUCGUGACAAAAGAAAUCUGCUCGCCGGUCAGCCAGCAGCACGGCCAUAAUGUUUAUUCAGACGACAAUGGACAGUCGACGGCGACAAGGCGGCGGAAGACCCCUUUAUAAGAAGCAAAAUGGAGCCGGCAGGAAAAGGAUGAGCCAAAAAGGAUUCGGCGACACGUGGAAACUUAUUCCCCUGAAAAAACACUAUUCGAGUGUGUGUGGCCUGCACUGAGUCAACAGCUCGAUUCCGGCCCUGAGAUGAUAUCCGUCAACAGCGAUUCCAUUUCCAUUCCCCAGUGCCAAUUCGAAUUCGAAUCCCAAUCACAAUCCAAUGGGCAAUCAAUCUGACUGGACUCUGGACGCCAUCUAUGCCCAAUGAUUGAUUGCAUUCGGCAAUGCUUACCAUAAUUAUUAUGAUUUGCCAAAAGGUUAUACAAGUCACGCUGAUGACGCCGAUUGGGACGACGAAUUGUAGCCAAAGGCACUUUAACUUUUUCAAAGCACCUUGAAAUUUAAAUAAAGUUUCUUUAACCAUUGCAAAUUUAA
Molecule: messenger RNA, 1042 nt
Organism: Drosophila yakuba
Lineage: Eukaryota; Metazoa; Arthropoda; Insecta; Diptera; Drosophilidae
Exons: 1
Coding region: 154-558 (134 amino acids)
Source: RefSeq, a predicted model, not a curated record